This is a messenger RNA of Daucus carota subsp. sativus, 3143 nucleotides long. RefSeq names its product alpha,alpha-trehalose-phosphate synthase [UDP-forming] 1. NCBI's taxonomy places the organism in Eukaryota, Viridiplantae, Streptophyta, Magnoliopsida, Apiales, Apiaceae. Gene Ontology annotation, cellular component: cytosol. Gene Ontology annotation, biological process: trehalose biosynthetic process. The transcript has 18 exons. The record is from RefSeq and is a predicted model, not a curated record. Gene Ontology annotation, molecular function: trehalose-phosphatase activity; alpha,alpha-trehalose-phosphate synthase (UDP-forming) activity. The coding region runs from base 232 to 3015 and encodes 927 amino acids.
UUCAGUUUGAGUCUCUGUUUUUUCAAGGACAACUUUCUUUCUGGAUAAACGUAUAAACUUUUUUCUUUUUUUUAAUUCUUUUUCGUUUUAUCUAAUUAUGGAUACUUGCUCGUCAGCUUCUGUGUGUUUAUGUAAAGAUUUUUGCCUAUCCAAAACCCUUCCAAAUUAUACCCCUACAUGGGUUCCUCCUAAAUUGUUCAAUUCUCUCGUUUUAGGUCUCUCUCUUUUUUUAUGAUCAAGUCUUCUCAGAAUAUGCAGGGGGAAUUGCAGACAACUGAUAUGUCUUCUGGAAAGGAAAAUCAUGACUCUGCUAUUCUGCGGAGUAGACUGGAGAGGGUUUUGCGAGAAAAAGAAUUUAAGAAAUCCAAUAGGUCUUUCAAUGCAAACGAGGAAGGGAAUGAUUUUAAAGGGGAUAAUGGCACUGUUGAGGAAGGCCAAAACUUAAUUAAUGAGGACUGGAUCAAUGUUGAACAGUUAUUUGAAGGAAUCAUAGAGGCAACAGUUCUGAAUGAUUAUAAGCAGAAUGUGCAAAAGGGCAAGCCUCCAAAACAACGUUUGUUGGUGGUUGCAAACAGGCUACCUGUAGGUGCAAGGAGGAAGGGGGAAGACUCAUGGAAAGUAGAAGUAAAUGUAGGGGGACUAGUCAGUGCACUCAUGGGCAUUGAUGAAUUUGAAGUUAGAUGGAUUGGAUGGGUUGGUGUGAAUGUUCCUGAUGAGACUGGACAAAAAUCACUUACUCGUGCUCUAGCAGAGAAGAGAUGCAUACCAGUUUUUCUUGAUGAAGAGAUUGUUCAUCAAUAUUACAAUGGCUACUGUAACAACAUCUUGUGGACACUUUUUCAUUAUCUUGGCCUUCCACAGGAAGAUCGUCUUGCCACAACCCGUAGUUUCCAGUCCCAGUUUGAUGCAUAUAAGAGAGCCAACAAAAUAUUUGCAGAUGUGGUCAAUGAACAUUAUAAGGACGGCGAUAUUGUCUGGUGCCAUGAUUACCAUCUCAUGUUUCUUCCCCAAUACCUUAAGGAGAAUAACAGCAAGAUGAAAGUUGGUUGGUUUCUCCACACACCUUUUCCUUCUUCAGAAAUUCACAAGACACUGCCAUCUCGGUCAGAGUUACUGAAAUCAGUUCUAGCUGCUGAUUUAGUCGGCUUUCACACUUAUGACUAUGCGAGGCACUUUGUAAGUGCUUGUACUCGGAUUCUUGGGCUUGAAGGCACACCUGAUGGAGUUGAGGAUCAAGGGAAGAUUACUCGUGUGGCUGCGUUUCCCAUUGGGAUAGAUCCUGAUCGAUUCAUAAAAGCUCUUGAACUCCCCCAAGUGAAGGAUGAAAUUCAACGACUAAAAGAGAAAUUCUCUAAUCGCAAGGUUAUGCUGGGAGUUGAUCGUCUUGAUACAAUGAAAGGCAUUCCUCAGAAGAUUUUGGCAUUUGAAAAGUUUCUGGAAGAAAAUCCAAAUUGGCAUGAUCGAGUAGUUUUGAUACAAAUUGCUGUUCCAACAAGGACAGAUGUUCCUGAGUAUCAAAAGCUCACAUGCCAAGUUCAUGAAAUUGUUGGACACGUUAAUGGAAAAUAUGGAACUCUUACAGCUGUUCCGCUUCAUCACUUGGAUCAAACUCUCGACUUUCACAAAUUAUGUGCACUCUAUGCUGUAACUGAUGUUGCACUUGUUACAUCCCUGAGAGAUGGAAUGAAUCUUGUCAGCUAUGAGUAUGUAGCCUGCCAAGCAUCCAAAAAAGGUGUUUUAAUCCUUAGCGAGUUUGCAGGUGCAGCACAGUCUCUUGGUGCUGGAGCGAUAUUGGUAAACCCAUGGAACAUUACUGAAGUUGCUGCUUCAAUUAGCUAUGCUUUAAAUAUGCCAGAUGAUGAAAGGGAGAAACGGCACGACCACAACUUCAUGCAUGUGACCACUCAUACAUCCCAACAAUGGGCUGAAAACUUUUUGAGUGAACUAGAAGAUACUGUUGCUGAAGCUCAGCGGAGAACAAAACAAAUUCCACCACCUCUUCCAAGUAAAGAUGUAGUCGAAAGUUUUUCACAAACGAAUAAUCGGUUACUGAUACUGGGUUUCUAUGCAACACUAACUGAACAACUAGAUGCUCAUGGUAUAAGGAUUGACCAGUUCAAAGAAAUGCAGCUUCAACUGCACCCAGAUCUAAAAGACCCAUUGAAGAAGCUUUGUGAUGAUCCGAGGACUACAGUUGUGGUUCUUAGUGGGAGUGAUAGGAGCGUCUUGGACGAGAACUUUGGCGAAUUCAAUAUGUGGUUGGCAGCAGAGCAUGGCAUGUUUUUACGUUCUACGCAGGGAGAAUGGAUGACAACGAUGCCAGAAUGUUUGCAAAUGGACUGGGUUGACAGUGUUAAGCAUGUGUUCGAGUAUUUUACUGAGAGGACCCCCCGUUCCUAUUUUGAGCUUCGUGAGACUUCACUUGUUUGGAAUUACAAGUACACAGAUAUUGAGUUUGGGAAGCUUCAAUCAAAGGAUAUGUUGCAGCAUUUGUGGACUGGUCCAAUCUCCAAUGCUUCUGUUGAAGUUGUUCAAGGUGGCCGUUCUGUUGAGGUCCGAGCAGCUGGUGUGACUAAGGGUGCAUCAAUUGAUCGUAUAUUAGGAGAGAUACUACAUCGCAAUGAUGCUAAUUCUCCCAUCGACCAUGUUUUGUGUAUCGGCCACUUUUUGCCAAAGGAUGAAGAUAUCUAUACCUUUUUUGAGCCAGAGCUUUCUGCUCUACCUGCAAGUACAGCAAGAAUCAGUUCAGCGAGUCCCGUCAGCGGAGUUGCUUCAAACCAUCCUGCGCAUAAAAUUCAUCAUCCUUUUCCAUCCCCCGUGAAGAACAUAAGCAGCAACAUGAACGGAAAUGAUACGGGAAUGCGAGGGCCAACGGCAUCUGUUCUGGAUCUUAAUAGCGAGAAUUAUAUCUCAUGUACGGUUGGACGAAAGCGCUCAAAUGCCCGGUAUCUUCUUAAUUCUUCAGCAGAUGUCGUCUCUCUACUAGAGGAACUUGCAGAGUCACUAAAUAGCUAGUCAUUCUUUCUCGUUGCUUCUCAUAGUUCUGCUAAUUUUAACGUAAACGUGUCAAGCAGGAUUUUUUGGCUCGUAUAAUUUUUGGAUUUGGUCUCGGAUUUUAAUAUAGCUGAUAUGAUUUAUGAUAA